This is a messenger RNA of Zasmidium cellare ATCC 36951, 1077 nucleotides long. RefSeq lists its product as uncharacterized. The coding region runs from base 1 to 1077 and encodes 358 amino acids. NCBI's taxonomy places the organism in Eukaryota, Fungi, Ascomycota, Dothideomycetes, Mycosphaerellales, Mycosphaerellaceae. The transcript has a single exon. The record is from RefSeq and is a predicted model, not a curated record. Gene Ontology annotation, biological process: translation. Gene Ontology annotation, molecular function: structural constituent of ribosome.
AUGCCUCCCAGAACGGCGCCAGUACCGCGUGCCUCCUUCACAUUCCACGCGAAGCAUCUCCGACGACGCCUCCCGAACCGAAGAUUUGCGUCAACAUUGGCUCUUCCCGAGCACCCACUAUGGCGCGGUCAAGAUCCAGUCACUCGCAUUGGGCAGUCGAUAACAGGUGGAAUGGAAUGGCAGACGAGCACAUACUGCUGGAAUGAGCAGAACCUCAAAACACUUCCCGUGGCAGCCACCAACGUGGAGAAGCUAAUCGAAGGAUAUGUCACAAUGAAGCAAGUCAACAACGAAGGAAAGGACCUCAGAGCGAUACGAACGGCAUUGGCUGCGAGGAGAAAGAGCGCGGAGAAAGUCUACGUCAGCAAGCCUAAGAUGAAGGAUUUUGGCGACCGGAUAGAGUUGACGGCUUUUGUGUUCGAUGGAAAGCAGCAUGCCAGGGAGGCCGAUGAGAAGAGAUUCAAGGCGCGGACAGGAAAGCCUGGCGAUAGCAAGAAAGCGAAGGGGAGCGAGUCCGAUAUCAUACUGGAUCCUGCACAACAGGUCGGACUACAGGGACUCAUUGCGAGAAUAUACGGCAAGCCAGUGGACUUGAAGCUCAUCAAGCUGAACAAGCCACAUCUUGAUGCCGACAUCCUCUCUGCAGUUGUUGCACAGAGACUUCGCGAUCGAAGGAAUACACCGCGGCGAGUCAUUCGUGAUGCGACCUGGAAAGCACCUCUCCCGAACGCACAGGCGGUUGCAGCUAUUCAGCAGAAGAAAGCGCAGCGACAGGCAGUCAAGUUUUCCUGGGAUGAUUUCACUGUGGGAAACCUCGGACAGACAUCGAAUGGAACAAUCAAGGAAAAGCUGGCGCUGAGCCAAGUUAGCAGUGUCGAGGUGGAGGCUGCUGGUCGUUUGACCAAGCGUUUAACGGCCAACAGAUCAGCAAAGAAGAUGGCUAGACGAGGUGCCAACUCCAAGGGGCCGGCCGUGUUACUGCGAGGGUUCAGAAAGGCACAUGUACAGUACGCCUUUGCUGGCGGAAAGAGGAGAGUUGGUCAAUUCGGCAUCCGAGUCUCAUUAGGCCAUGCUUAA